Dioscorea cayenensis subsp. rotundata (Guinea yam) is the source of this 5396-nucleotide messenger RNA. Its product is annotated as DEAD-box ATP-dependent RNA helicase 42-like. Lineage: Eukaryota; Viridiplantae; Streptophyta; Magnoliopsida; Dioscoreales; Dioscoreaceae. The record is from RefSeq and is a predicted model, not a curated record. Gene Ontology annotation, cellular component: nucleus. Gene Ontology annotation, molecular function: RNA helicase activity; nucleic acid binding; ATP binding. Gene Ontology annotation, biological process: mRNA splicing, via spliceosome.
CUUUUUGGUUUCGCGAGCUGGUCACUGCCGUGGUUUCCUUCGAGAGGGAAGCCGCUUCAAGGGUUUUGUUGGAUUGAUUUGAAUCGAGUUGUCUGGGAGAGGGGAGGAUGGAGGAGGUGAAGCAUCGGUCGAGGAGGGAGGAUGGGGAGAGGAAGGAGGAGUCAAAGAGGGAGAGGCACCGGGAGAGGGAGAAGGGGAGGGAUAGGGAUAGGGAUUCUGUCGAGCCAGAGAGCAGGCGAUCGGAGAGGGAGAGGAGUUCUGAUGAUAAGCACCGGGAGAAGCAUAGAGAUCGGAAGGACCGUGAAAGGGAUAGGAAUGGUGAUUUUGUCGAUCGGGAUGCUCGCAGGUCGGAGAAGGAAAAGGAUAGGGAUAGGGAUCGUGGCAGGGAUAGAGAUUCGCGGCACAAAGAGAAGGAGCGGGACAAGGCCAAGAAGGAUGUGGGCAAGGAGGAGAAGGAGAAGGAUAAAGAGAGGGAGGAGAAGGAAAAGGAGAGGACGAGAGAGAGGGAGAAAGAGAGGGAGGAAAGAGCUAGAGAAAGGGAAGAGAGGGAGAAGGAGAGGGAGGAAAGAGCUAGAGAAAGGGAAGAGAGGGAAAAGGAAAGGGCCAGAGAGAGGGAAGAGAGAGAGAGGGAGAAGGAGAGAGCUAGAAAGAGGGAGGAAAGGGAGGAGAGGGAGCGGGAGAGGACCAGGGAGAAGCGUCGAGAAAGGGAACGGGAUGAGGAUAGAGAGGAGGAUGGAAGGGACCAUGAGAGGAAGAGGCGGAGGAGGGAAGACUCCAGGGAGCGAGAUCGUGAACGGAGUAGUCGGUCAGAGAGGCACAAAGAGGAGGCAGAGGAUCACGAGGAGAAGAAAAAGAAGACCCGUGAGGAGGAUAUGGAGGAGGAGCAGCGCAAGCUGGAUGAGGAGAUGGAUAAGAGGCGGCGGAGAGUUCAGGAAUGGCAAGAGUUAAAGAGGAAGAAAGAGGAACAGGAGAGAGAGAAGAUGGGUGAGGGUAAUGCAGAUGAGGAACCCAAGUCUGGGAAGAACUGGACCUUGGAGGGUGAGUCUGAUGAUGAUGAGUCUGCACCUAUUAAGGUGGAUGAGAAAGAUACAGCAGCAGGUGAAGAUUCUGUGAAACCCAGUGUCGAGGAUGCUGAUGCGAUGAAUGUUGAUUCAGGAGAUGGGAAUGUUGUGCCUGAUGGAACAACUGAUGGUGCUAAUGAAGAGGAGGAAAUUGACCCAUUGGAUGCAUUUAUGAAUUCGAUGGUGUUGCCCGAAGUUGAGAAGCUGAACAACAGUUCUGAGAAUGCUGUGAAACCUGAGGAGAAGAUAACCGAGACUGAGAAGAAGGCUUCAAAGGAUGGUCUUAGUAAUGGAAAUCAAGCAAGGAAGGCGGCCAAGAGUUCUGUUGGCAGGAUACUUCCCAGUGAUGAUUCUGACUCUGAUUAUGGCGAUCUUGAGAAUGAUGAAGUAAAUCUUGAAGAUGAAGAUGAUGAUGAUUUCAUGAAACGAGUGAAGAAAACGAAGGUUGAGAAGUUGUCUAUUGUGGACCACUCGAAGAUAAAGUACCCAGAGUUCAGGAAAAAUUUCUACAUUGAAGUCAAGGAGAUAUCCAAGAUGACUUCUGAGGAGGUUGCAGCCUAUAGAAAACAACUUGAGUUGAAGGUUCAUGGGAAAGACGUGCCAAAGCCUAUUAAAACAUGGAACCAAACUGGAUUGACAAGCAAGAUUUUGGAUACAAUUAAGAAACUUAAUUUUGAGAAGCCUAUGCCUAUUCAAGCUCAGGCGUUUCCUAUAAUUAUGAGUGGCCGAGACUGCAUUGGAAUUGCGAAGACUGGUUCUGGUAAAACGCUAGCUUUUGUGCUGCCAAUGUUGAGGCAUAUCAAAGACCAGCCACCUCUGAAUUCUGGAGAUGGGCCAAUUGCGCUUAUAAUGGCUCCAACCAGGGAGCUUGUGCAACAAAUUCACAGUGAUAUCAAGAAAUUUGCAAAGGUUUUGAAUAUAGGGUGUGUGCCUGUGUAUGGAGGCUCUGGUGUUGCACAACAGAUAAGUGAACUGAAGCGAGGUACUGAAAUUGUUGUCUGCACUCCUGGAAGAAUGAUUGAUAUCCUUUGUACCAGUGGUGGAAAAAUAACAAACCUUCGCAGAGUGACCUACUUGGUUAUGGAUGAAGCUGAUCGAAUGUUUGAUAUGGGUUUUGAGCCUCAAAUUACAAGGAUAGUCCAGAAUACCCGACCGGACCGGCAGACUGUGCUCUUUUCGGCGACUUUUCCUCGGCAAGUUGAGAUCUUGGCGCGCAAGGUGUUGAACAAACCUGCUGAAGUUCAGGUUGGAGGAAGGAGUGUUGUUAACAAAGAUAUAACCCAGUUGGUUGAAGUCAGACCAGAAAAUGAAAGGUUUUUAAGACUCUUGGAACUUUUGGGAGAAUGGUACGAGAAGGGGAAAAUCCUUGUCUUUGUCCAUUCACAAGACAAAUGUGAUUCCUUGUUCAAGGAACUAAUCAGACAUGGCUAUCCUUGUCUAUCACUUCAUGGGGCGAAGGACCAGACAGAUCGGGAGAGUACCAUAUCUGAUUUUAAGAGCAACGUCUGCAACUUGUUGAUUGCCACAAGCAUUGCUGCUAGAGGUCUUGAUGUUAAGGAACUUGAGCUGGUGGUUAAUUUUGAUGUCCCAAACCAUUAUGAGGACUAUGUUCAUCGGGUUGGCCGAACAGGGAGAGCUGGAAAGAAGGGUUGUGCUAUCACAUUUAUUUCAGAGGAAGAUGCGAGAUAUGCUCCUGAUCUUGUGAAAGCUUUGGAACUUUCAGAACAAGCUGUUCCUGAAGAUCUUAAGGCGCUUGCUGAUGGGUUUAUGGCAAAGGUGAAUCAGGGUAUGGAGCAUGCUCAUGGAACUGGCUAUGGAGGAAGUGGUUUCAAGUUCAAUGAAGAGGAGGAUGAGGCAAGGAAGGCUGCGAAGAAAGCUCAAGCUAGAGAAUUUGGAUUCGAGGAGGAUAAAUCAGAUUCAGACUCUGAAGAUGAAGGGAUCCGGAAAGCUGGAGGAGAUCUUUCACAGGCUACUUCUAUUGCUCAAGUUGCUGCGUUAGCAGCUGCUAAAGCUGCUGCUUUGACAGCUCCUGCCACUACAUCUGUGUUGAUGCCUACUGGGAAUUUGCCUGCUGUGCCAAUCCCGGUUGUACCAGGCCAAUCUGUGGCUCCGUCUCUCCCUGUUGUGGGUGUGCCUAAUGAAGCUGCUGCUCGGGCCACUGCAUUAGCUGCUGCCAUUAAUCUACAACACAAUUUGGCAAGGAUCCAUGCUGAUGCCAUGCCAGAGCAUUAUGAAGCCGAACUGGAGAUUAAUGAUUUCCCCCAGAAUGCUCGUUGGAAAAUUACCCACAAAGAGACCUUGGGUCCAAUUUCAGAUUGGACGGGAGCUGCAAUCACCACGCGGGGGCAGUUUUUUCCUCCUGGUAAAAUUCCUGGUCCAGGAGAACGCAAGCUUUACCUAUUCAUUGAAGGCCCGACCGAGUCUUCUGUGAAGAAAGCUAAAGCUGAAGUAAAACGAGUGCUAGAGGAUUACACAGCUCAAGCAUUAUCUCUCCCUGGUGCCGCCCAACCAGGCAAGUAUUCUGUCAUUUAAGGCAUGCUCCUAUUGGUAUUAGUCUAUGAGAAUGAGAUGCUUCAUAUGACUUUAUUUUUAAUUGUGACAGAUAUAGUUUCAGUCUGUUGUUACUGACAUUUUUCAUGUGCAAAGGUGUAUUUUUUUGGCAUCUGUUAAUUAGUUAUGUUAGUUUCUUAUCUGGACACAAAAUGAAACCUCAAUAUGGAUCCUUAUUGUUUACACAUGUCUUACAAUAUGAUUUUUAUUUUCAUUUGUUCUUGGUCCUUUGCAUAUUGCUCUUGUUUCUACCUUUGGGGAUCCCUUAGAAGAAUUCUAUCAUUUGAUUGCACUGUCCUAUCUGUUCUCAGGAUUUAGGGGAUGCAAUAUUAUAUUUUAAUCUGUUCCACGUGUUUGAGUUGGCAUGCUAUGGUUGUAUUAUUAAAAUCAGAGAUUGGAUAAAAUUAUCUCGUGCGUUGCUUGUCAGUGAUAUGAAUCCUUCAUAAUAAUUUAUUAUCUCAGUGUGGCUGAGGAGUUAGUCUACCUGUUUUGGCCAUGAGAUUAAGCUGCCUUCUUGUUUAUUAAUCAUAAGUACUUAUUAGUUCUUUUUCAACCUUCUCUGCAUCUUCAAAGGAGAAACUGAUUUAUCCUUUUGCUAGCCAAUGUUUCUUCAUCUUUAUGGUAAGCCCCUUGUAUAAUUAGGCAGAGUCUUAGUGAACUUCAUUGAAUUUUUAACUGAUUAUAGAAAUGUGACAAUCCAAAAUUCAGUGCUAGUGAAGUUUCCAUCUGAUUGCCCCCAUGGAUCACUUGUUAAACUAUCUAGAGUUGUACGCUUUGCUGUAAGCUGUUGUUGUGUAUUGAUCUUUCCUCUGCCGAACUCCUUUUUGCUUUUCCUGGCUUAGUUUGAAUUUUGAUGACCUCUGUGUGAACUACUUUCUGUUGGUAUUCCUAAAUCUGCAGUCUCGGAGAGAACCUAGAUUAGAUGUGUAUUGUCUUGGUAUAUGUACUUCUUAAGCAUGCCUCCAACCAUUUGUCAAAUCCGAAUCAUGUAGAUCUUUUAUUUUUUGGCCUUCACAAACUGAACUGGCUUGUUAAGGGAUUCCUGUAAAACUCAACCUUUGUUUCAUUAUCAUGCACAUUGGUCACUAACUUAUUUUGUUGAGUUGCUGUGAUUGGCAAAGACAUUUUGAUUGUCUUCUUGAAUUUUGGAUGUCUUCUCCCGGUUUGAUUUUUUUCCUUUUCAUCCUUUUACGCGAGGGAAAUGGUCUAUACUUCUGCUUGGUUCUGCAACCGCACUGACCAACAUGGUGGCAAGCUGACUGGCAAGACAGACGGUGGGACCUAGAUUUUUUUCUUCAACCCACCAUAUGUGUGUGCCUGUUGUCUUUUGAUACCAUUUUAUCUGUGCUUGUUGUAGGUUUGGAUGGGAGCAUCCAGGGCUCUUUGGUAGCUUGGAUAUCAGUUCCAAUGUAACCAUUCCUGCCUACCGACAUUCUUUCAACUUUUCUUUAAGUAAAUAUGAUGUUUUCCGCCGAUUUUCCUAUUGAUUGAUACUGAUAGUCUUUCCCAGUUUUCUAUCUAUUGGUUGAGAUUGAUAAGUUAAGCUUGAAUCAUCGCAUGUUGUCUGCCUCCUCCUCGCCAUUCUGGAUGGGCUGGAAAAAGGCUACAAUGAGUACAAGGUCAGGUAUAAAGCCAUUCUGAUCUAGUUCAAGUUGCAAUCCUUUUUUAUCCUUCCUCUUUUUUAGUUGUCCAGAUGCAUGUUUGAUUUUGCUUAGUAUGUGUGGGUGUGUCAAAAGUGUACAUUUUUAUCAUAAUAAUUUCAAAACUUUGGUAUUGUUCAUUGCA